AUGACAAACACCACACAGCCAUCUGCCACUGACGCGGAUGAAACCAUGCGCCUGGCAGUGGAACAAUUCCGCACCAAAAUGGAGUCCUCUAAUCGGCAGUUCCUCCAAGAUCGGAUGGAUGAAAUUGAAGCCAUGAAUCUCCCCACCGAAGAAGAAAAAUUGAAAAAGAUGCGCCCCUACUGGCCUAAUUUGGGAAUCAAGGGCGAGGAUCCUUGGAAAAAUUGCGAUCCAGUAGGCCCUGUCCGCCAAUCUCGCGAGGAGAGAAAUGUCACUCGAUUGGCCGAUGUUAAAGCGCUAUACCAUGAGUAUAUGGAUGGCACCCUACCACCAACCCUGUUGACAGAAGAGUGGCGUCGGAUGUAUCUGGAGACCGUCCAAAGUGUGUGUAAUGAGGCGGCCUUUCGAGAUGAGGAGGACGAGGAUUUCCAAAUCCCGCUUUGCCACGAGCUGGGCUCCUUUAUCAAGUACGCCGAUGGUGUCCAUGAUCUAGACUUCCGCCGCUCAGGCAUCGCCCCUUUCGAACCAACCUUUUCAAUAGGGAUCCUGGACUAUACAAUCAAGGAUAACCUGGCGGUAUUUGCCCUGCCAGCCCCUGAUAUCUCCAGGGCCCGAGAAGAUCUGAAAUGUUCUCUGCAAGAAUUUCUGUGUGACGAAACCUUCAUUGACGGCACCGUCGAUGAAGACUUGGAAGUGAAAGUUGGUUUCAUAACCGGGACUGGCUGCCGAAAUGGAUAUGAUAAAUGGUACAGCGCCUAUCUCUACUGUCGCCGGUACGUGGACGACUCCGAUCCAAGCCACAAGGACUGGGCGUGGCGGGUGGUUGUUUUCCAGGCCCACGGCGAAAAUCCCACUACGCUUUAUGGGCGGAAGCCAAGAUUCGACUCCAUUCCCGAGUUUCUGGAAUGGUACAGUAGCUGGCUGGAACAUUUAGAUCUCGAUCAGGUUCGGAAGGACGUCAGGGGACCUGAGUAUGAUGGUGAUGACGAUUUCUGGCCAGCUUAUGGAUGUGUUUCCAACGGAUAG
Aspergillus thermomutatus is the source of this 1023-nucleotide messenger RNA. RefSeq lists its product as uncharacterized. The transcript has a single exon. Lineage: Eukaryota; Fungi; Ascomycota; Eurotiomycetes; Eurotiales; Aspergillaceae. The record is from RefSeq and is a predicted model, not a curated record. Bases 1 to 1023 code for a protein of 340 amino acids.